AUGUCUACACCUUCUACGCCGCGUUCAACGCGCUCAGCGCGUUCCAUGUCGCCCGCCGAUAAUUCUCCAAGCAUUCUGACCCCAGGCCAGAAAAUCAAAGCCAUGAUGGCUCAAUUUGACAGCGAUUCUGAGUCUGAUUCACGGCCUACUAAUUCCAAAUUGUCCCUACCGAAGCUGGACUUCGGAAGCAAGAACACUUCUACUGCGAUGCGCGUAACUGAACAGCUAAACAACUCCGAAGAAGACUCCGAGGAUGCGGAUGAGAUCGUGAGGCCCAAGGGCAGGAUGGCUGCUCGCAUGCAGGGCGAUGCCAAUACUUCAACAAAUACCUCGGAGCCCCAAGAAGACUCUGCAUUUUCUCGAUUAUCCAAGGCUUUGCGUACCGAAAAAGAAGAAACACAAAAGCCAACACGUCGCAGCCCCUCGCCAGUCGACGAAUCCAGCGACGACGAACUGCCCACAGCUGCCCCUCGGAGGAGGGCCAAUGCUCAGUCAGCCCAGUCUCCUGUUCCUGCGGGUCAUGAUUCAUCAAAGUCACCCUCUCGCGCACGCUCUUUCUCGCCCUUGUUUGUCUCUUCUCCAGCAGCCCCGCAGAACGAUGCUACCGCUUCAGACCUCACCACAGACGACCUUUCCGAUGUCAACCCCAAGUCUAAUGCGAGAUUCCUCGCCCUCGUCGCCCAAAAGCGCAAGGAGCGUGAGGAGCGUGAACGCAUCGAGGAUGAACAAAGGGCAGCCCGGCGCGCUCAAUUGGAGCAUUUUAGCUCCGAGAUCAUGAAAGCGAGGAGAGAGGAGGCUACAUCUGCACGGACAUUGAGCCAGAAAGCCCGCCAGCCUCGAAAGGCAAGCAAGAAGGCUCUCGAGGAGAUGAGACAGGAGACGCAGCGCCUAAGCCGAAACAUGCAACUGGCUCAUCAGGCUCAGACCAAGAAGAAGAUCACAAAGGAGAGCCUCUUCGCCAGGUUCAACUUCAUGCAGCCGGCGCCUUCUACCGCAGAAUCUGCUGCUCCAAAUUCGUCUUCGACUGCCGGCUCCCAACAUUCUUCUGACGGUGAAAGUCCAAAGGAUGUCAAGGAGACGCCGCACACAUCACCCGUACUCGGUCCCUCUGAUGCAGACAAACCCAUUUCCAUUGAUGUCGCUGAAGUCCCGGCUGGCCUGGACAAGCACGACGUAAAUGGUAACAGCACACCGACACUCGAGAAAGUCAAUGUUCCCGCCUCCGAGAUACCGAAGGACCUCACCAUUCCGGGUGCAAAGAAAGCACCCCGCAAGCCAACCCAGCCCCCAGUCCGUGUUCUCCUUUCCCGACAAGAAGUUGCUCGGCACCAGAAAGAAGAUCAUGAUAGCGAUGAUGAUUUGGAGGCUCGCCGCAUUGCUGCUUUCGAAAAUCUGCCUACCAAGAAAUUGCAAGAAUCCUCCUCGAUGACCACGCUGAAAGCAUUGGCCCAUUUGACAUCACCAAGCCGCAAGCACACCGGAAUGAACUCGGCAGAACUCUCUGCGAACUUGUUAUACAGAGCCCGUCAGCAAGCUGCCAAAGAACGACGGGAGCGCAUCGAAGAGCUCCGUGCAAAGGGUAUCGUGAUUGAAUCAGCUGAAGAGCGUGCCGCCUUCGAAGACGAUAUUGAAAAUAUGAUGGAGAAGGCGCGCCAAGAAGCCGAUGAGAUUGCACGACAGGAAAAAGCCGAAAAGAAAAAGACCCAAGGUCUCGAUGAGGAUGACGAUGAAGACGAUGACGACUAUGCCCUGUCCGGCUCAGACGAAGAUGGAUCGCAGGGAGAUGAUGAAGAUGAGGAAAUCGUUAACGAGAACCCCGGAUUCCUCGACGAUGAAGCAGACGACGACGAUGAGUCUGCCGAUGAACAGGCUGAGGAUGAACUGUCAGAUGUAGACGCAUUGGUCGAAGCUCCUAGUAUCCGACGAAAGCGACGAGCUCGUGUGGUCAAUGACGACGAUGACGAUGAACCUCAAGUGCCUUCCACCCCAGUUAGGCCACCCUCCCACGACCCGCAGUCAGUGGAGCGACCUGUAUUUCCUGGUAUGGACACACCUGGUGACAUGUCUAUGGGGCUUACUCAAGCAUUUGCUGGCACGUUAGCCGAUGACCAUGAUGGGGCUAGCCAGCCCGCCUCUUCUACAAUGCCUUUCUCCCUUCCGGAUCCUGGUCGCCCCGUCCCCAGACUUCGUGCCGAGGACUCGGAGAUUCUCGUCCGCGAUAGUCAGGAACAAUCUCUCGAGCCCGACUUCAUGACCGGUUACAACCAGAAUGUUACCAGGGUAUCAGAAUCGCCAGCUGCGCACAAAUUCUCUCAGUACUCGCAGCCACCAGACCCUACCCAAGAUCAAGGCUUUGUUUAUUCACCCUUUGAUCCGUCUAAGCGUUUCCGAGGAACCCCGCCGGUUUCAACUGUUGAUACAGUUCUCCUCGGCCAGAGUCAGUCGCCCAUUGCGGAACGGAAGAGCCGACAACUCCGACGGGGCCGCGCAGCACACUUAUCCAUGGUCGAAGAAGAUGAAAAUGAGGGCGACUUCGAGGUCAAUGCUAAUGCCUUCAACGUCAUGAAGAAGGCAGCGAAGAAAGUACCACUUCCAUUUGACAAGAAGCACAGCAAUGCCAAGAAUAUUGUGGAUGAAGCUGCGGAGGAAUCCGAAGACGAAUAUGCUGGUCUUGGAGGUGCCAGUGAUGACAGCGAAGGUGAAGAGGAUGCCUACGACCAGCAGAUGAUCAACGAUCAGAGUGGAGAAGUUGUUGAUGAGAAGCAGCUUGCCGCGAUGAACGCAAUGCACCAACGAGACCGUGACGAGAAAGAUGUUGCCAAGCUGUACAAAGACAUUACGACUGGAGCCUUGCGUCGCCGCCGUGGUGGUGAUGAUGACUUUGAUCUUGAAGACUCGGACGAUGAACGCCUAGCCCGUCGGCGUGAAAAGCAACGCGAGUUUGCAAAGAUGCGCCGUGCCCUUCUUGCGGAUGACAAGAUCGGCCAACUCGCUGAAGACCCUAAGAAGGCUGCGUUCUUCAAAGCCAUUGAAGACCGAGAUAAUGAGGAUGACUUUGAGUUGGAGUUCCUUGAAGACAAGAUGGGCGACUCUCAGAACGAGGCCUCCCAAGAUGCUGCACAGGAGCAGAACGACUCGGCACAAGACAGCAAGAAGCGCAGGCGUCCCCUCGAGGCAUCCGCUGAAGAUGUCACCAACCGCCCACCACCUCAUCUUCGCCGUACACCCGCCAGUGCGAUGUCUAAGAAGCCAGCUACUCUUGCCGAAAUCCGGGAGACACUUUCAUUCUUGACCGAGACCCCCGAAUAUGAUUCCUUCCACGAAGACGCUUCCAUUGACGAGGAAGAGCCAGCCGAAGGUAACGAUGACUCGAGCACUGGCAAUGACGAAGCGUACUCUGAAGAUGCAGGAUCUCAGUCCAAAGACGGCUUCGCUGUGCCUAGCCAUCCACGACGUACUCGUGGCGUUGUCGUUGAUCGCCUUGCUCUCCUCCGCCAGGCCUCAUCUAACUCAGCUUCUUCCGCCACUGGACCCUCUGCCAAUACCAAGUUUGCUUUCCACAACGGUGGCAAGUCGGAUAACCCCAUCGGGUUCCGUCCACCUCAGCUUCUGCGCCGCGUGAACACGGGCUCCUCCUCUUCAUCCAGCUCUAGCACGACUUCAUCCAACGCCAACCGUGUUUCUCAGCCUGCCCCGUCUGGUCCCAAGAAGGGCGGUGCCAUCAACUCCUACACUGCCGCCCGUGAGAAGGAGCGCGAGAAGCAGCUCCGCAUGAAGCAACGCAAUGGCGGUGCUAAUAUUGCUAAGCUGCUGGGCAAGCAUGCUGGCAAUGGACUGGGUGCUCUCGCUGGCAAGGGACAAUGGGAUUAA
Penicillium daleae is the source of this 3870-nucleotide messenger RNA. RefSeq lists its product as uncharacterized. Gene Ontology annotation, biological process: activation of protein kinase activity; mitotic DNA replication checkpoint signaling; mitotic G2 DNA damage checkpoint signaling. Lineage: Eukaryota; Fungi; Ascomycota; Eurotiomycetes; Eurotiales; Aspergillaceae. The transcript is spliced from 4 exons. Bases 1 to 3870 code for a protein of 1289 amino acids. Gene Ontology annotation, molecular function: anaphase-promoting complex binding. The record is from RefSeq and is a predicted model, not a curated record.